AUGGUGUUAAUGAUUGCGGGUUCGAGUGACGGGGAUAGAGGACGUAGGACACCGUAUGUGAUUGUUCGUUGUCAGCGUGGGGGCCAUUAUGUUGGCAAGAAGGUACCAGGUGAAGAUGAUCAAAGACCGGGAAAAAGGAGCACCGGUUCAAAGAAAUGCAAUUGUCCGUUUAAAUUGAAGGGGACAAGAGAACACAAGGAUGAUGAAAAGGCUGAGUGGAAAUUGGAUGUUCAUAGUGGUAUUCACAACCACAACUUAUUCGAAAACUUGCACGGACACUCAUAUGCUGGAAGAUUAUCAAAGGAGGAUGUUUCCUUUGUUCACACUAUGAAGAAAGCAAUGGUGAAACCAAGGGCAAUUCUAAGAGCAUUGAAGCAAAAGGACCCGUCUAAUGUAACUGGUAUGAAGACAGUUUACAAUACUAUCUCUAAGUUAAAUUUCAGUGAAUUGGAUGGGAGAUCUCAAUUGCAAUCAUUGUUCGUCAAGUUGAAAGAAGAUGAAUACCUCUCGUACCAUAGAUCGAACGAGUUGAAUGUGAUUACCGACUUGUUUUGGAUCCACCCGAAAUGCAUUAAGUUGGCACAGUCGUAUCCGUACGUAUUCGUCAUCGAUUGCACGUACAAGACCAAUCGUUACGGACUCCCAUUUCUUGAGAUUGUGGGUUUUACUUGUACCAACAAGACGUUCUCAAUUGCCUUUGCAUACUUGGACCACGAAAAGACGGAAAAUUUUGAAUGGGCGUUGCGUUGUUUGAAGGAGGCCAUGACCAGUUGUCCUCGGCCUAAUUGCAUUGUAACAGAUCGAGAUUUGGGUUUAAUGAAAGCAGUGGCCAAUGUGUAUCCAUUGAGUCAUCACUUGCUGUGUCGGUAG
Messenger RNA from Erythranthe guttata (spotted monkey flower), 870 nucleotides. Lineage: Eukaryota; Viridiplantae; Streptophyta; Magnoliopsida; Lamiales; Phrymaceae. The record is from RefSeq and is a predicted model, not a curated record.